AUGGGCCUCUUUGACUUCUUCAAGUCCUCGAAGGACGAAUCUCCCCGUACCCAACAACCAACUUGGGAUCCUAACACUAUGACGAUGCAACAACCGUCCAGUCCUCCUGCUCCCAUUGUGGACCGUGCUGUGUCGGAGCAACCGAGAAAAUGCAGUUGCGUGGUGGUGGCGCGGGUGAUUGUUGCUGUGGAAUUUGCGCUGGUAUCCUUUGCUUUGAGUGCUGUGAAGAGUGUUGUUAGUUUGGUGGAAAUUGAUUACAAUCGGAAGGCGUGUGGAGGAAGGCCAUCUGGCUAUGAGUUAUACCCGUCUACGCGUUAUUGGUCUACAUGUCUUGUGAAAUUCUCGAUGUCGAAAUCAUGA
Molecule: messenger RNA, 360 nt
Organism: Aspergillus bombycis
Lineage: Eukaryota; Fungi; Ascomycota; Eurotiomycetes; Eurotiales; Aspergillaceae
Exons: 3
Coding region: 1-360 (119 amino acids)
Source: RefSeq, a predicted model, not a curated record